Messenger RNA from Paramuricea clavata, 185 nucleotides. Lineage: Eukaryota; Metazoa; Cnidaria; Anthozoa; Malacalcyonacea; Plexauridae. The record is from the annotation of a GenBank genome assembly.
AUGGCAGAAUUAUUCGAUGCUGGAGGUGUCUUGAGCUCGCCCGGGGGAAGUGCUAAAGUAUUUCUUUAUGAUCAAAUCAAGCUUACAUGGUAUGCGGACAAUAAAUCUAUGAUAUUUAACGGUGUUGAUGGCCAAAUUUUGGAAAGAUUGGUGAUUUCUAUGCUAGAAACUGGCGCGAAGUUGGC